AUGAAGCGUGCCUUGGACGCGGCUCACUCUGACCCCGAAGAGGAAUCUUUAGCGAGACUUGGCUAUCACGUGGAUUCCGCUGGCAAAUUCCUCCCGGCCUGGGCUGCCCCGACUCUUGGCGCUGGUUUGGACGAUGACAAUCCAAUUGUGGAGAAUCCUUUGCCCAACGUCGACCCCCAGCUCCAGGCUAGUGCUGGCAAUCCCCAGCAGGGUUAUGAGCCGCUUUUCUUCCCUGAAGACAAUGGUAAUGACAACAAUGACUCUGGUGAUCAUCCUCAUGGUGCUGCGGUCAGUGGCAUUCAGCCCGAUAGUGGCUUCUACAAACAAAGAUGCCCCGAGGAGAGUCCUCUCCACCAUGUUGAACAAUUUCUGGUAGAACCUCUGGCAGCGGCAGGAAGCCUCAAUGUGCCUGAGCCACAGCACCGAUUACAACUGAACCAUCAUGCCACUACUCCCACAGCCAACCUCCACCCGUCAACAAGGGCAAAGAAACCACGGAAGCCAAAGGACAAACCUAACCAGACGGGCAGACAUUCGGCAGCAGAGAUCUCUGCCAUUGAGGAUUUCAAGUCCCAGUUCUGCCAAGCCAACGACAUGUCCAGUGAGGACUUUGGUCGCAUGGUCCAACACCGUGAGACUGACCGUGCCGACUUCCCGUGCCCAGAAUCCAUCAUGACAAGAUCCAAAUUCUGGGAGCUUUUGUACGCCCUCAUGCCUCGUCGCAGACGCAAAGACGUGCAUCGCUAUAUGCGCUCGCACUACGUGGCUACUUCUCAAAAGCCACGCCAAUGGACCAGGGAACAGGAUGACGAGCUAGCCGUGUUGCAUGCAAAAUACGGGUCCGACUUCGCCAAGAUCGCACGUAUCUUGGGCCGCUCCCGAGACGACGUCAACACGCGCUUUCGGAAACAUGUACAGCAUCGCGACACCCAAAACCAUGGGUCAUGGACUGAUGCAGAGUGCGUGCGUCUCGAAAAUGCUGUGCGGCAAUGGAGAACUGCCCAGGCCCCCGAGGAUGAGAACGCCGCUGGUUGUCCGGUGCCAGAGGACAUAUAUCAGAUUGACCCGUACAAUAUCCUCUGGAGCCAGGUGAGCGAGCUUAUGGGGCAUACCAGGACCAAGGAACAGUGUGCCGCCAAAUGGAGGGCCAUGCAGAAGAAAAGGAGAGAAGAGGGGCAUAACACAGGCCCGAAGUGA
Histoplasma capsulatum G186AR is the source of this 1197-nucleotide messenger RNA. RefSeq lists its product as uncharacterized. The transcript has 3 exons. Gene Ontology annotation, biological process: regulation of DNA-templated transcription. Gene Ontology annotation, molecular function: transcription cis-regulatory region binding; DNA-binding transcription factor activity. The record is from RefSeq and is a predicted model, not a curated record. Lineage: Eukaryota; Fungi; Ascomycota; Eurotiomycetes; Onygenales; Ajellomycetaceae. Bases 1 to 1197 code for a protein of 398 amino acids. Gene Ontology annotation, cellular component: nucleus.